ACAGUUCAAGAGAGUUUGCGUGUGAUUCUUUCUCAUCUCUGUCCUCCGCGUCUCCUACAUUUCAUAGAUAUCUCUAGUUGAAAAAAUUUCAUCAUGGGGACUAUAUAUGUGCAUUAGUUUGUUCAAUCUUUUCUCAAUCUGAUGGUGGAUCAUAGUGUUUGAUCUGAAACGUGGUGAUAAAAGAUUUACAUGAUCUAAUUCAGAAAAAAGUAAAUCGAGUAAUUCAGUGAUUAAAUUUCCAGUUUCUCUUAAAGGGUGAAUGAAGAAUAUCAUGGCGAAAUCCCAAUCCAUAGCUCAAGGUUCAAAGCAGAGUGGAUCUGCAAACUCUGAAUGUACUACCUCAUACAAGCAGACAAUUAUUUACACCACAUUUCUUGAGACAGAGAGCCAUUCCUUCAAGGAGCUUGUGCAGAAACAUACUGGAGUUUCAGAGGGUGAAAAGCUCCCUGUCACCAUGCCUCCAAAAAAAUCAAGCAGAGGCAGUGCAGUUGCAGGGCUCAAAUCAGAUGGUGGUUUUGCAUUGAUCAAGGGUGGGAUUGAAGUGGGUCCUCAGAAAUCAGCCUUUAAGCUUCACCACAGAAGGCAGUUUCACAAGAGAUUAGAGAUGCAGUUGGGCCUCGGUCAUGAUGAUGCCUCUGCACCAAAAUUAGUAGCAGGUAAUGGUUGUGUGUUGUCACCCACUCUGAAUCCCAGCCCAUGCACUCCUCUUGGGCCUAUUGAUCCAUUCACUUGUUCAUCAACAAGCUAUUGCUAUAAUAAUUAUAGCACAUCAUGUUGUUCUACUCCUUCCUGCAAUCAGUCCCCAUAUUUGGAUGAGCAGGGUGAAGAGUUCUGUUUUGAGGCUUCUGCCAUUAGAGUGAAAAGUGAACCAGAGUUGCUUCCCCUGUUUCCCCUGCAUUCUCCAAUAAAACCCAGAAACUGAAUCUUGUAUUUGGUGUUGUAUGGCAAUGUUAGUUAAUAGAAUUUCGUUUAAAUUGAA
Molecule: messenger RNA, 979 nt
Organism: Cryptomeria japonica (Japanese cedar)
Lineage: Eukaryota; Viridiplantae; Streptophyta; Pinopsida; Cupressales; Cupressaceae
Product: VQ motif-containing protein 11
Exons: 1
Coding region: 260-922 (220 amino acids)
Source: RefSeq, a predicted model, not a curated record